Messenger RNA from Meloidogyne enterolobii, 672 nucleotides. Lineage: Eukaryota; Metazoa; Nematoda; Chromadorea; Rhabditida; Meloidogynidae. The record is from the annotation of a GenBank genome assembly.
AUGCUGCCAAGCGAUACCUUCUACGAACGUAGUCUAUCAUUACCUAUCGGAAUCUGCAGCCAAAACCUUCUUAACGAAGAUAAUUACCAAAAAUUAAAUGAUGAAAUUAAAUUAUUAGUGGCAGAUCAGCCAAUUUUACAAGAAAAUUCAAUCGAAAAAAAUUCUUCGAAAAAUAAUUUAAAUAAACAACAAACACAAGACGGGGCUGAUUCUGGAAUUGGUUCAGAUUCUCCUAAAGUAGCAGUAUCUCAAUCAAUUUUGUUAAACGGAUUACAACAACAAAUAGUUGAGGAAAAUAAUGAAAAAGAACAACAACAAAGUGAUCAGGAAUUUAAUAAAAUAACCAAUAUGCCACCUCCAGUCCCACCAAAAUCAUCUUCUGUUUAUAAACAUUCCCCUCUAACUGUUAAUGAUGGAAAAGAUGUAAAUCAGGAAUUAAAUAAUCAAAAUCAACAUUAUUCCCCCAAAAAACAUUCUGAAAUUAUGAAUGGAGAGGGGGAAGAAGAAAAUGACCCAAUGAGAAGCGCUUUUGAGGAUUCUACAAUUGGGAGAGACCAUUCUGUUCUUCCUCCGGGUGCACGUUCUUCAAGUAGAAGACGUUCUCCACAUGCAUCUAUUGAAAAAGGUAGAAUUGCAAAUUUAAAAAAAUUAAAUAAGGGGAAAGCAGGCUAG